Molecule: messenger RNA, 1506 nt
Organism: Ipomoea triloba (trilobed morning glory)
Lineage: Eukaryota; Viridiplantae; Streptophyta; Magnoliopsida; Solanales; Convolvulaceae
Product: transcription factor bHLH14-like
Exons: 1
Coding region: 97-1257 (386 amino acids)
Biological process (GO): regulation of DNA-templated transcription
Cellular component (GO): nucleus
Molecular function (GO): DNA-binding transcription factor activity; protein dimerization activity; transcription cis-regulatory region binding
Source: RefSeq, a predicted model, not a curated record
UCCUCUCCAAUCCCUUCGAAAAUCUAACAGUGAAUUGAGAUUAUUGAAAUCUAUAAUAUUUUUUUUUAUACAAUUAGAACUGAAAAAGUGAAAAUCAUGUCUUCUUCACUACCAGCUUCCACUCUUCAAAACCGCCUCCAGUUCAUCGUCGACAACGGGUCGCCGGAGUUGUGGCUCUACGCCAUUUUCUGGCAAGCGAGCGGCGACGGAAACGGCGUCGUUCUAUCAUGGGGCGACGGCCAUUUUCGCGGCGGGAGAGGGGGUGAUACGGAUCGGAAUGUGGCGGAGGGUAACGGCGAGGCGGAUUACCCGGAAUGGUUUUAUCUGUCGUCAGUGGCCAAGUGUUUCGUAGCGGCGGAGGAUCUCAUCGUCCGAACGUUUGACUCCGGGUCUUAUGCUUGGCUGUCGGGCGAUUUCGGCGGGGUUCCGUUUUGCGAUUGCGGGAGAGUUAAGGAAGCGUACAUGCAUGGGAUUAAAACGUUGGUGUUCUUCUCGACCUCGUAUGGAGUUGUGGAAUUGGGAUCCACCGAGAUUAUUCAGCAAGACGGGGAACUUUUGCGGCAUUUCCAGUCGCUAUUCAACUUCAACGCCUCCGCCGCCGCCGUGCCGGUGACGAACCGGUCGCCGGAAUCUUCCAACUCGGAUUUCCACGACGUUCACCCGACAACCUGCGGCGGAAACCUCGGACGGCGGCGGAAAACAUCAUUGUCCGGAAAUGAUCAAAUGACGCGAAACCACGUGGCCUCGGAGAGACAGCGGCGGGAGAAGCUAAACCACCGCUUCUACGCCCUACGCAGCGCCGUCCCCAACGUCUCAAAGAUGGACAAAGCGUCGUUGCUAGCAGAUGCCGUGGCGUACAUCAACGAGCUGAAGGCGAAGAUCGACGACCUGGAAGCGAAGGUGGGGUCGCGCGCAGAGAAUCCCAACCCGAGGAAGCGGAUGAGGGAAUCGACGGCCAUGAUCAUUCACGAAGGAACGAGCUCGCCAUCGCUAACCGUUGAUCCAUUUGGGGUAGAAGUUGAAGUGAAGAUCAUAGGGGAAGAGGCCAUAAUUCGUGUCCAGUCACCGGACGUGAACUUCCCGGCGGCGAGAUUGAUGAAUGUGCUGAGAGAGCUGGAGGUUGGGAUCCAUCACGCCACCGUGUCGUGCGUGGCAGAGCUGAUGCUUCAAGAUGUUGUGAUUAGGGUUUCUGGUGGAUCACAGGAGGAAGCCCUAAAAGCUAUUAUCCUUCAAAGAUUGCAAACCUACCAAGAUUAAGUCUUACAUACACUGUUAUAUGUGUACUAUAUAUAUAUUUUUAUGAGAUAGUAUCUGUUCAAAUAUAUAUUUUCUCUAACUGUUGUAGCUCAAAGAGUCAAUAUUCCACCACCCAAGUUCAAUCCAGUGAUAUUUCCUCAAGAAGAACCACAAAGUCGAUUGUGUGAUCUUUUCUUAAGGAGAGUCACAAAGGUGUCAAAUGAGCACGAGGUGUUUGGUGUACUAUAUAGUAUUUAAAGAUUUUGUUCA